Molecule: messenger RNA, 2607 nt
Organism: Trichomycterus rosablanca
Lineage: Eukaryota; Metazoa; Chordata; Actinopteri; Siluriformes; Trichomycteridae
Gene: epx
Product: eosinophil peroxidase
Exons: 16
Coding region: 1-2607 (868 amino acids)
Biological process (GO): response to oxidative stress
Molecular function (GO): peroxidase activity; calcium ion binding; heme binding
Source: RefSeq, a predicted model, not a curated record
AUGUCUUUACUGCCCAUGUUUGCAUCUCAGUUUGCUGACAAAACCCUAACAGUGUAUGUGGGAUCCACAUUUAUCCAAGAGGCUUUAAGGAGAGCCAGAGAGCUGACAGAUGCAGCUUAUGCCCACACCAGUGAAAGGGUAAAGAUGUCAGUAUCAGAAGGUUCUUUUCGGCCAACUGACCUUUUGGCUCAGUUUAAACAGAUUGGUGCCAGUACCAGAGCUCAUAUCAGAGCUGCAGAACUUCUGGACAAUACAGUAGAGGUCAUCAGAGAGAUGGUUUACACACAUACCAUGGCGAAACCUAAACACACUGAGCUGUUGAGUGUGGAGGAUGUGGAGACUUUGUUGGAGGCUACAGGGUGUUUAAUGGAGAUUAAAAAACCUGUGUGCAAAAGCGACUGCCUUUCAAAGCGCUACCGUACCAUCACAGGCCAGUGCAACAACAGAAAACAUCCCCUUUUGGGAGCAGCUAAUACUCCUUAUGCCCGAUGGCUUCCCCCAAACUAUGAAGAUUUUCACGGGGCACCGAGAGGCUGGAACCCACAGCACACGUACAACAACUUUACGCUGCCCUCAGUUCGAGCAGUGUCCCAGGAAGUCUUAUACACCCAGAAUGAGAAGAUUUCUCUGGAUUUGUUUCUGUCUCACCUGUUAGUAGAGUGGGGGCAGUGGAUUGAUCAUGACCUAUCACUGACACCCCAAAGCCCCAGCACAGCUUCAUUCAAGACUGGAGCUGACUGCACCCAUACCUGCAGCAGAGACACUCCAUGCUUUCCUAUCCAGAUUCCUCUUUCUGACCAUCGUCGAGUUGUUCAAAGCUGCAUGCCGUUUUUCCGCUCCGCCCCCAGCUGUGUUGGUGCCUCUGUUGUGUGCCGUCACAGAGAGCAACUGAACGCCAUAACGGCCUUCGUAGAUGCCAGUAUGGUGUAUGGAAGUUCAGAUGAGCUUGCUCGCUCGCUGCGUAACCUGUCCUCGCCACUUGGCCUACUCGCACAUAACCAGCAGUAUUCAGAUCACGGACUGGCCGUCCUGCCUUUUCUACCUCACACUCAAACUCAAAUUGAUCCUUGUGGGCCCCAACAAGGCACCAGUACCACCUCACAGUUAAAUACAAAGAACACAACGUCAAUGGGCAACAUGACCUUCUGCUUUCAAGCAGGUGAUUCUCGGGUUAAUGAGCACCUGGGGAUGAUUGCUCUGCACACUUUAUUCCUGAGAGAGCAUAAUCGAUUAGCCAAGGAACUACACAAGCUUAACCCCCACUGGAGUCCGAACACAUUGUACCAAGAGGCCAGGAAAAUCCUAGGAGCUGUCCAUCAGGUCCUGACAUGGGAUCACUACUUGCCUCAUAUCCUAGGAAACAGGGCGUAUGCUGAGCUCAUGCCACCCUAUAAGGGUUAUAAUCCUGAGGUGGACCCUAGCAUUACCAAUGGCUUUUCCACUGCUGCCUUCCGCUUUGCCCAUGUUACUGUACAGCCCAUAGUAAAUCGACUCGGACCUGGCUACCAGCUCAACCCUCAGCAUCCACCACUGCCUUUACACCACUCUCUGUUUGCCUCCUGGAGAAUAGUGGAGGAAGGUGGGAUAGAUCCAGUGCUGCGUGGCUUGUUGUUGUCUCCAGCAAAGCUACAGGAUCCAGAGAAGAUGAUGGUAGAGGAGCUUACAGAGAGGCUGUUCCAGGCUCAGGGUGGACUGCCACUGGACCUUGGGGCUCUAAACUUGCAGAGGGGACGUGAUCAUGGCCUGCCUGGUUACAGUGCAUGGCGAGAGUUUUGUGGCCUUUCUGUCCCUUCUAACGAAUCAGAUCUUACUGAAAUUCUGGGGAACACAGGUUUGGUGCAUAAGCUGCUUGGGUUGUAUGGUACAGUCCAAAACAUUGAUGUGUGGGUUGGUGCUAUCUCAGAGCCAGCACUGAAUGAUGGAAGAGUGGGACCUUUGCUUGCCUGCUUGCUCACCAAACAGUUCCAAGCUCUUCGAGAUGGAGACAGGUACUGGUGGGAGAAUGAUGGUGUAUUCAGCCCUGCUCAGAGACACUCGCUGAGGACUGUGUCUCUCUCUCGCAUCAUCUGUGACAACACACACAUCUCUCUGGUACCAUCGGACCCCUUUGUACGCACAUCCUAUCCUGACCAGCUGCUGCCCUGCACACACACAAACAUCACACAUCUUAACCCUUCUGCAUGGAAAGAGCCAGAUGCUGAUCCAGUGUGCGGCUCCAUUCCUCGGCUGAAAGUGGGUUUCUCUGUGCUGUGUAAUUCAGCAGUGUUGUACCAGUGUCCCUCUGGCUACCAGCUGCAAGGGGCUACGCAACUGAUCUGUGAUCCCAAUACACACCUGUGGACUCCGAACCCGCCCAUCUGCCAAGAUAUAGAUGAGUGUUCCAAAGAGUCUUCAGUAUGCCCUACAAACCUGCAGUGCCACAACACACCAGGCUCCUUUAGCUGCUCAGAAUCUGCUCCUCCUCUUUCUGCCUCCUCUAUUGCUGCUGCUGUAAUGGCAGUGCUGGGAGGUGUUGCUGUGAUUGCUCUUAUAAUGACCUGCUAUUCAAGAUUUUUUCUGAAAAAGGCUGAGGAGGUCAACAGGACAUGCUGUGAUAGAAAACACUAA